Messenger RNA from Anopheles funestus (African malaria mosquito), 4326 nucleotides. RefSeq names its product histidine decarboxylase (gene Hdc). The transcript has 11 exons. Gene Ontology annotation, biological process: L-histidine catabolic process; histamine biosynthetic process. The record is from RefSeq and is a predicted model, not a curated record. NCBI's taxonomy places the organism in Eukaryota, Metazoa, Arthropoda, Insecta, Diptera, Culicidae. Gene Ontology annotation, molecular function: pyridoxal phosphate binding; histidine decarboxylase activity. The coding region runs from base 705 to 3518 and encodes 937 amino acids.
UAAAUGCACAUUGCUCAUCGCCUAACUUCAUCCGACAUAAUCCCAUCAUGAAAGAUUUUAACGCAUCAUUAAAAGACGAACUUGCCGCACCGCAAUGGUUUGUUGGUGACUAUCGCAAGAGGAAUGAAAGAGCGUAGAAAGUGCAUGCCAAAAAGACUUGUGAGGAAUGUUAUGCGCAUGACAUAUCCUUCCAUUCAGAACACUUUUUUUGUUGCUUCUAGCGUGUCCUGAGUGUCCUGUAGCACAAAUAGCGUAUCAUUUGCACAACCAUCACAAAAAGGGGAUUUCUCCCAAGGACAACUGUUGAUUGGCAGUGGGAAGUACGGAUGCUGCGGAAAAUGGGGAUCGAACAUUUGCUCUUGUUUUUCUCCUCACUGGAGACUAUAUAAAGGCUUGCAAAUGAUAAGCGUACUAUCAGUUUCGUUUCGUUAGUGACUUGGGAUAAAAGUGUUACUGCCAGCUUCCGUACGCAUUUUUUGUUUUCUAAUCAAGGUAGAUCGAACGUUCCCGAGUGUAGGAAUCGGUUUGUUUGUGGUGUGACAUUUUUCACCUGUCCGAACAGGGAAAAACAGAUUGUUGAAUGCUUCGCCAAGUGCGUCUAAUUGAAGUGAAGUAGUACGCAUCUGCUGCAGCUACGAAGGUGCAAAACUGUUGUCCAGUAAAAGUAUUUCUUCACCAAAGCUACGCAGAAUAUCGCACUGGAGAUGGAUUUUGACGAGUAUCGUCAGCGAGGCAAGGAGAUGGUUGACUACAUUGCGGACUAUCUGCAGAACAUUAGGGAACGACGCGUCUUACCGGACGUUCAGCCGGGGUAUAUGCGUAGCCUGAUACCAGAGUCGGCCCCGCUCGAUGGUGAACGAUGGGAGAACAUCUUCGCGGACAUCGAGCGUGUCAUCAUGCCGGGCGUAACGCACUGGCAGAGUCCACAUAUGCACGCGUACUUUCCAGCGCUAAACUCAUUUCCUUCGCUGCUCGGCGAUAUGUUGGCCGAUGCCAUCAACUGUCUCGGAUUUACUUGGGCAUCUUCUCCGGCUUGUACCGAGCUGGAAUCGAUAGUGAUGAAUUGGCUCGGGAAGAUGAUUGGUUUGCCGGAUAUGUUUCUGCAUCUGCCCGGCAUCAGCAUGGGCGGGGGUGUGAUCCAAACGACUGCCAGUGAGGCAACGUUGGUGUGUCUGUUGGCCGGCCGUACCGUGGCCAUUAGACGCUUUCACGAGCAUACGCCCGGGCUGCAGGAUGCGGAAAUAAACGCCCGCCUGGUGGCGUACUGUUCCGAUCAGGCACACUCCAGCGUGGAGAAGGCGGCCCUAAUCGGCUUAGUCCGGAUGCGAUUCAUCGAGUCGGACGAUCAACUCAGCCUCCGUGGGGAUGCUUUGCGCGAUGCAAUCGAGGAAGACAUCAAGCAGGGUCUGAUACCAUUCUGGGUUUGUGCCACCCUCGGUACGACGGGGGCCUGCGCCUUUGACCAUCUGGCCGAGAUAGGGGAGAUUUGCGCGUGCCACAACAUCUGGCUACACGUGGAUGCUGCCUACGCUGGCAGUGCGUUUAUCUGUCCAGAGUUUCGGGUGUGGCUGAAGGGCAUCGAGAAAGCGGACUCGAUCGCAUUUAAUCCCUCCAAGUGGUUAAUGGUGCACUUUGACUGCACAGCGAUGUGGGUCAAGAAUAGUGGUGCCCUGCAUCGAACCUUCAAUGUGGCCCCGUUGUACCUACAGCACGAAAACUCGGGUCUUGCCAUCGAUUAUAUGCACUGGCAGAUACCGCUCAGUAAGCGAUUCCGUGCAUUGAAGCUAUGGUUUGUGCUGCGUAGCUUCGGUACACGAGGACUGCAGAAACACAUUCGCGAAGGCGUCCGAUUGGCGCAGAAGUUUGAAGCACUCGUGCUGGCAGACCAUCGGUUCGAGAUCCCGGCCACACGCCAUCUCGGGAUGGUGGUGUUCCGGAUCAAGGGUGAAAACGAGCUGACGGAGAAACUGCUGAAGCGGCUCAACCAUCGUGGACAUCUGCACGCCGUUCCAGCAUCGCUGAAGGGACGCUACGUCAUACGGUUUACCGUCACCUCUACCUACACCUCGAACGACGAUAUUCUGGCAGAUUGGAACGAAAUACGCACCGUAACGUCGGAACUGCUCAAUGAGCUGAAUGUGCAGAUGGUCGACCGGACACGUGUGCCGCUAAAGGAUACGCGCGAAAAGAACGAAGCGUUCGGAUCGAGCCUUCUGCUCGCCAACUCACCAAUGUCGCCGAAGAUCGUGAACGGCUCGUUCGCGGCCAUCUUCGAUGCGGACGAGUUCCUCGCCAAGGUGUACGCCGGCAUACGCAUCUCGAACCAGGACUCACCGGCCAUGAGACGUCGCGUCCGGGGCAUCCUCAUGUCCGGCAAACAGUUCUCGCUCGACUCACGCAUGGAUCUGGUGGUGCACGGAAUUGGGCCCGGUGAGGUGCGCAACGGCAUCGAAUCGAAGGCCAUUAACGAAGACUUAGAGGAGGUCUGGGAAGCUUGUGAGCAGAUGGAGCUUUCGGACCAAGAGAUUGCACCGGUCGAGAACAUCUUCCAUCAUCAACGUCAUCGGUCUCCUUCUCCACAACCACCGUUGAAGCUGGAACCACACUUCAUAGAACCGCUCCCGAUACUGCCUGUAGCAGGACCAUGUCGGGGUCGUUCACAAAGUGUGGACACCGGCAUUAUUCGUGCCCAUGCUAACGCAACAAACACCAGCUGGUUGCUUGAGCGUGAGGAAGCCAUCACCCGUUCGGAACCGUGCUACUCCACCGACUCCCUCACCAGCCAACCUUCACUCUCCUCUCCGAUUCCUGCCCAGCCACCCACUCCACCUCCCAUCGGUCAUACACCGAAAAUUUCCUGCGAAUCACAUCUGGACAGUAUCGAUGAGAAUCGACCUACGGAGCACUUUCCACGCAGCAAGAGACGCUGUUCCGAUAAUUCUCACCUGUUCUCACUCACCCGUCCCAACGUGUAUCCCGAGAAGCGUCAAUCAGAACCUGCGAUUCGGUGUGCCUUCUACAACCGUGGCUUCGAUAUGCUCUGUCCACCUCGUCCACCGCCACCGAAGCGUGUGCUGUCCCAGAACGAUCUACCCCGGACACGUCAGCUUCGACGACAGGUUUCCACCGUAUCGGAGCUGAACCUUAGCGAUCCGGAUGAGGAUUGGCGGCGGGCACGGUUGCUGGUGCCACCGUUUCGCUACUGUAUUGCGGACGAGUCUGGACAUUGUAUCGAUUUCGACACGGUCCUACCCUGUCCGGUUGCAUCCAUCGACGAUGAAGCGAUACUGCGCGAUGCGCUACGGUUCGAGGAGAAUUUCGUGGAACGAUGCGAACAGAUCUGUCCCGAGCCGGAUUCGCUGUGUCUCGAGACGAUCGAGGAACGAGUGCUGGAUGAGUUGGCAUCUACUGGGGUAGGUGGAGUUGCUGGUAGCACGGAGUCCAUACGCAGUGAGGAAGUUAUCUACGAAAAUGUAAAACAUUGUCGAAAGUGUGGCCAUCAGCGGAUUAAAUUAUAAUAUCGACGCUGGAACAUGUUAAUACCAGCACGUACGAUACCUUUCGGUGAAGUGUGUCAUUUGGUUGAGCGAUUACUUCAUCAACCCAAUUACCAAUGUCGAUUGAAAGGUCGGUAGCAUUGUUGCAGUGUUAUUUGUGUGUGCCAAAAUAUUGAAUCAACAGAAAGGAGACAUAUUUUUAUUAAAAUUAUUUUCUCACUAUCGAUUCAUAGUAUUAACAAUUUUCCUCUAACAUGGAGAAGAUUAUUAAAUUCAUGUGUGUGUCCACAUUUAGACAGCCAUACAUCAAGAAUGAGAUCAUUGAAUCGUAAAGAAAUAUAAAUGUUGUUGUUAGCUAUUACGGAGCAAAUUAAGCAAACUUUAUCGUUAAAAAUUGUGUCGUUGAGAAUCUAGGCAUUAACGAUACAGGGUUUACAAGAGGAAUAGUAAAUUUUUCACAAAUUUUCGAAUAUUUUCAAUAUAAAGUGGAACAAAUGGAGAUAAAUUGUUCAAUUUUUUUGCAAGGUUUAAAAAAAAAUUCUAUGCAAAGCUUCCUCAACUCACACUUUCUGGCAUGAUGGAAAUGUCAGUUGAAAAAGCUUUUUGGUAAAACAAUUUUAAACUUGUGAAUGAAUGAGAGAAAGAAUUAAUUUCUAUCUCAACAUGUUCUACUUUAACUUGAAAGGAAUUUAAAAAUGAUAGAAACUUUUUCUAUUCACCUCGAAACCUCUGUGUUGAACUGUUAUGGUUUGAAUUCUAUGUUAUGCUGAGUGAAAAAUGGACUGUAUUACUGUUUUGUUUAUUUAUUUCACCUUUUCAAUAAUAUAAU